Molecule: messenger RNA, 707 nt
Organism: Calypte anna (Anna's hummingbird)
Lineage: Eukaryota; Metazoa; Chordata; Aves; Apodiformes; Trochilidae
Gene: RHEBL1
Product: RHEB like 1
Exons: 8
Coding region: 10-564 (184 amino acids)
Biological process (GO): small GTPase-mediated signal transduction
Cellular component (GO): plasma membrane
Molecular function (GO): GTPase activity; GDP binding; GTP binding
Source: RefSeq, a predicted model, not a curated record
GCCCGCUCCAUGCCGCCGCUCCGGUACCGCAAAGUGCUCAUCCUCGGGUACCGCGCCGUGGGCAAAACCUCCCUGGCCCACCAGUUCCUGGAGGGGAAGUUCGUGGAGUGCUACGAGCCCACGGUGGAGAGCACCUACAACAAGAUGGUGGUGGUGGGCAAGGACGAGUUCCAGCUCCAGCUGGUGGACACGGCCGGGCAGGACGAGUACAGCAUCCUGCCCCACUCCUUCAUCAUCGGCAUCCACGGCUACGUCCUGGUGUACUCGGUGACCUCCCUGCGGAGCUUCCAGGUGGUGCAGACCCUUCACAGUAAGCUGCACGAGAGCCGGGGGAAGACGCGCAUGCCCGUGGUGCUGGUGGGGAACAAGGCAGAUCUGUCCCUGCAGAGCCGGGAGGUGAGGACAGAUGAAGGGAAGAAGCUGGCAGAGUCCUGGGGGGCCAUCUUCCUCGAGUCCUCAGCCAUGGAGAACCAGGUGACCCAAGGGAUCUUCACCAAGAUCAUCGAGGAGAUCGACCGGGUGGACAACUCCUACAGCAGAUCCACUGGCUGCUGCCUGAUGUGACCCCCCCACACACCCCCCCAGGAUGGGGCAGACCCCCAGGAUGGGGCAGACCCCCCCUGGGCCCUUCCCCUGAGCCACCUUGGUGGCUGUUUUGUGGGGAGGGUCCCAGGGCCACUCGGUUGUACCGGGACCCCUCACUUUGC